AUGUCCGAGUCUCCCAGAUCCGAGCGGUACACGUACCUGACCCGGUACAGUACACCGGUCCCCGAACUGGACGAUCACCGUCACCAAAUGCAGACGCCGCCGCGCAUUGCGACCCCCAUUGAGCGGUCUUACAGCCCUCACAAUAUGCAGGGCCCGGUUGAAUAUGUCGAGCGUCCUGACUUGCUCAACGCGCAAGAUGCUUUGAGAGACGGUCCCGUCUUCCGAGACUUUGAAAACACUGUCAUUGACGAUGACCGAUCCAAUGACAUAAAUGGAAUUCCUCGACGCUUUUCGGUCGACCCCGCUGCCAAUUACCAAACACCUCGUCGCAUCAGCAUUGUGAACCAGGAUCUCGCCAAUGCUUCUUGCACCUCGUCCGUCUCCGCUCGCUCUUCUUCUCCCCCCAAUUCCGUCGAGGCUUUCGCCGACCCUCGUCGCCGUGAGCGCGCCAAUACCCUGGACAGCAUUGCGCCUCCCGAUCUCGAAGCGAUCCUGCAGCGCACCGUCUCCGGUGGCACGAACAACCGUCGCCCAACAUUUAGCAACGCUAGUGCCGUUCGACCUCAGCUGGGCGAUGUGCCAUUCGACACGGAGGAAGCAUGCUUUGACGAGCCAGGCCGUCCACCUAUAAUCGGUCGGCUUCCCGUGAUUGACUAUGAGGAGUUGGAGGAGUUUGUGGCUAUCACUCAAAACACCAAGCCAGCCGGCUACCGCAAGCAUAGCAUGAGCUCGCAGAGCAAGAAGCCACGGAUUUUCUGCGAUCUCCGCCCCGGUGCGGAAAGCCCCGAGGUGGGUGAAAUCAAGAAGACCAAUUCGUCCGACUCGGAAGACGAGAAGCGUCCCAAGGUCACGAAUGGGAAGGAGCUAGUUCAGAUCCUUCAGAAUGCCAACGAACCCACUCGUUUUGGCUUCUUUUCCUCUGAAUCUCAAACUACCGUGCACGCCGCCGAUCUGGGCGAUCUCAUCUUGCCCGGCGAAACUUUCCGCGAUCUCUUCGAGCUUGGCCCCGAGGGGGGUGUCUGGUGGCUCGAUGUUGUGAACCCCACGGACGACGAACUUGGUGCGAUCUCGCGCGCCUUCAACAUUCACCCGCUGACAACGGAGGAUAUUCAAACGCAAGAAGCGCGCGAGAAAGUCGAACUCUUCAAGCAGUACUAUUUUGUCUGUUUCCGGACUUUCUUCCAACAAGAUAAAACUAGCGAGGAGUUCCUCGAGCCCGUCAACUUUUACAUGGUUGUUUUCCGCGACGGGGUUCUGACCUUCUCCUUCGUCGACAACCCUCACGCCUCGAACGUUCGCAAGCGAAUCGGCAAACUCCGCGACUACGUCUCUCUAUCCAGUGACUGGAUCUGUUAUGCCAUGAUCGACGACAUCGUCGAUAGCUUUGGGCCUGUGAUCCGCGACGUGGAGCUGGAGUCUGAAGCAAUUGAAGACCACGUCUUCAUUGCUCGAGUCGACGAUUUUGAAUCCUUCCUUCCCCGAAUCGGAGGUCUACGUAAGAAAGUCAUGAGUCUUAUGCGUUUGCUUGGCGGAAAAGCGGAUGUUAUUCGGGGUUUCUCGAAGCGGUGCAAUGAGCAGUACUCUAUGACACCGCGUGGUGACAUUGGUCUCUACUUGGGUGAUAUCCAGGAUCACGUUGUGACCAUGAUGUCGAACCUGGCUCACUUUGAGAAGAUGCUGAGCCGUUCGCAUACCAAUUAUUUGGCCCAGUUAAACGUUACCAACCUGGUGCUUGGUAACCAUGUCAACAAGGUGCUGAGCAAAGUCACUUUGAUCGCCACCAUCCUGGUCCCCAUGAAUUUGAUCUGUGGUUUGUUUGGUAUGAACGUUAAUGUCCCUGGAAAGGAUACUCCAGGACUUGGCUGGUUCUUUGGUAUUCUUGGGGUGAUGGGCUUGAUUGUGGCUGUUAGCAUGGGCCUUGCUCGCUGGCAGAAGCUGGUCUGA
Molecule: messenger RNA, 1944 nt
Organism: Penicillium salamii
Lineage: Eukaryota; Fungi; Ascomycota; Eurotiomycetes; Eurotiales; Aspergillaceae
Source: the annotation of a GenBank genome assembly